This is a messenger RNA of Diprion similis, 2607 nucleotides long. It is a transcript of the gene bib, whose product is annotated as neurogenic protein big brain-like. NCBI's taxonomy places the organism in Eukaryota, Metazoa, Arthropoda, Insecta, Hymenoptera, Diprionidae. The record is from RefSeq and is a predicted model, not a curated record. Gene Ontology annotation, biological process: transmembrane transport. Bases 161 to 1975 code for a protein of 604 amino acids. The transcript is spliced from 4 exons. Gene Ontology annotation, molecular function: water channel activity. Gene Ontology annotation, cellular component: plasma membrane.
AAGAAGAAAAACAUUGAAAAUGAGGCGUGACAUGCGAUAGUGUAAAAAAUAACGACAACCGUGUAAAAAUUUCUAUAUUAUUAUAGUUCGUCGAUAAAGUGAAUACCUGUACGAAAAUUGAAUUAUUUUAAAAGUGAUCCCUCGCAGACUAUAAUUUAUCAUGACCACCGCAACCCUUCCACGGGAGCUGGACGCCCAUAUAGUAACAUUAUUCGCAAGAAUAUCGGCGCUCCGAGAUAAUGCGAGCGAAAAUUCUGUGGAAAGAAGACCGCCGAUGUCGAUGGAGGCGAGGAGUCUCGAGCUUUGGCGAGCUGUGGCUAUCGAAUGUCUCGCAACUUCCAUCCUUGCUUUGGUCGUACCUGGCGCCAUUGCACCUGCCGUAAUAGAUCCAAGUACUCGUUUGUCCGCAUUGGCAGCCGCUCUUGCUACCGGUCUUGCGAUGGCCUCGAUUUUUUUAAUCUUCGGACACAUAAGUGGAGGUCACGUCAAUCCAGCAGUAUCCAUAUCCUUCGCCUUGUCCAGACGGAUCUCACCGCUACGUGCCGCACUGUACUUGGCAGCACAGUGUGGGGGUGGAAUAGCAGGUUCUGCGAUACUUCACAGCGUGUCACCGGAUAGUCUGAAGUCGCAAGGAUGGAUUAACGGAUCUAUCCAAAAACUUCUGGUGGAAUUGGCACUCUCUAUCCUGGUCGUUUUAGCCCAUUUCGCUGCUGAUACUCCUCGAGGACUUCCGGCAGCUGUUUCCUCGAAACCUGCUAUGGUUCUUGCAGCAGCCUACACAACUGCUACAUUGGUUUCGAGACCCUACCUGAACCCAGCUCGUGCCUUGGGGGUUGCCUUCGUGAAGAACGUCUGGAGCGAUCAUUAUGUUUACUGGGUGGGACCGAUUUCCGGGGGUGCAGUAGCAGCCUUACUGCACGAAUACGUGCUGAGUUCGAAAAGGUCUAAAAGUUCCCAGGAAAGCGACGACGGUGACGAUUCCUCCGUGCGAUCAGACGAAGACCCGUAUGAUGACUUGGACAAGCCAACGGGCCCAAAGUUUCCCAGCGCUUACGCAACCUACAGGCCCAUUGCCGGGGCCCCAUCCUCGAUUUACAGCGCUCCGCCGACGGCCAUUGAUCGCGUCGAAUCAAUUUACGGCGGGACGAAAUCGCUCUACUGUAAAUCCCCGCCAUUGACGCGGGCUAAUUUGAACAGAUCUCAGAGUGUGUAUGCAAAAUCUACAUCAGGACCCAGAGAUGGUCUGGUCAUUCCCAAACCUGGACCGUUGAUGCCUGCCCAGAGUCUCUACCCUAUGAGAAUCGGACAGAGUUCGCAAGGGGCAAGGGAAACUGUGCAAACCCAGAGUCAGAAUCACAACAGCACUAACCAGAACAUGCAGAAUCAACUGCAGCAAUGCACUCAGAGCAUUUAUGGUAUAAGAGGAAUUUCAACCAGCAUUAGCGCCCGAGAGAAUGGAAUCUACGGUGUCUCCACCGGGUCUAGUGUUUACGGAAGGGCCCCUGCACCUCCUCCGGGAACCCAGAAUGUCCAACAAACUGGCAACGCGCAAAAUUCUACCCCAAAUCAUGGCCCUACGGACUUAGGAGUGCAGGGAAAUCCUGGUAACGGUCAAAAUCCUGGGCAGAACGUACAAAAUCGGGGGGUGCCACUGGGGCACCAAAAUGCCCCAUCCAGCGUCAUUUCUUCGGUCCAAAAUCACUCCGCAGGGCACGCAAACGGCCCGUUAGCGACCAGCUCGGAGAACGGAGGGAAUCCCCGGAGACCGGAAAGCAUGUAUGGACAUGUUUCUAGGCGCAGUGAUGACUCGGCUUACGGAAGCUAUCAGAGCUCCGCGAGAGGGAAUUAUGGGAAGGCUCCUGGUCCUCCUGGACCACCGCAGUACAGGGGCGAAAGGCCCAGUCCGGGACCACUGCAACAGAAUCAAAGUCAACAGAGCAAUUUUCAAAGGAAUUCACCCAAUCCACCGUAUUGAUCGAUCGUGAAUCUGAAUACACGAUAAAUGUCACUUGACCUCUUACACGUGUGGACAUUAAUUCAGAGAUGGCUACAGUUUUUCGGCUGAGUCGAUUACGUUGGUAAUACAGAUUCAGCCUCGCGGCUGGCCGACAUCGGUACUGCAGGCUCAAUCUGUUUUUCCAACGUAAUCGAAUCGGACGAAAAACUAGCCGUCUAUGAAUUAAUGUCCACAGGUGUAUACGUGGAUACGUCAUGACUAGGGAUGUGCGAAUAGACCGAAAUCACGAGUAAUUCGACAUAAACCGAAUAAUAACAUGAAACGGAUAAUUCGAACUUCGAAUAAUUCACUUUCUUUAAAUUACAACUGUCUGGUCCCCUUAAGGGGAUGCUAUAGUCAGUCUUUACCGACGAGCACAAUAUGUCACUUAUUGUGACUAUUAUCAGCGAUUACGAGUUACUGAUGGGAAAAUCACGCAGAUAUCGCAAUUGUAUAUUGCAAUACCGAAAAAAAAAAUAUUGGAAAACUUCUUUGUUUCAUGCGCGGAUAACACCAGAAAAUGCAUUCCUAUACUUAAUGAUAAUUCGAUUACAGGAAUACAUUUUCUAGCGAAAUUUUUACGGAAGACCGUCGCAUCCUUUCAAGAGUCA